AUGGUCUGGAUAGACGAGCUUCGAGUCGAAACCAACCACAAAGUUAAGUUAGAGACUCGAUCACCCGGGGAGCGGGGAGGGGACGGGGCAUCAGGGCCUGCACCCCCGAGAAGAUCGGGCGAGACGUCGACUGAGCUGUCCGCCGAGCCCGAGGAAACCACACCGAAGAAAGCCGCUCGCCCCACGUCAGUCGAGACCCCCUCCUCGCCAAUCCCGGUCACAACAUCAUCAACCAGAAUGAUUAUCCCCAAAGAAGAUCGCCGAACGAUCUAUGAGAACCUCUUCAAAGAUGGCGUGAUGGUCGCCAAGAAGGACUACGACGCUCCCAAACACGUCGAAUUGGAUGUCAAGAACUUGUACGUCAUCAAGGCUUGCCAAUCCUUGAACUCGCGUGGAUUGAUCAAGACUCAAUUCUCCUGGAAGUUUUACUACUACACCUUAACUGAUGAGGGUAUUGAAUACUUGCGAGAAUGGCUCAACCUACCCUCGGAGAUUGUCCCGGCGACCUUCAAGAAAGUCCAACGAGCCACCCCCGCGGGCCGUCCAGCGCAAUCGAGCGGAGCCUACCGACCCCCACGAGGCGAAGGCGGUGGCGAUCGGGAAGGAUACCGCAAAAAGGAGUCUGGAGCCGACGGUGGUUUCCGUCCUCGAUUCGCUGGGAUCGGCCGUGGUGCUCCCGCCGGUGACGCUCCUGCUACCGGCAGCUGGUGAUCAACUCCUU
Puccinia graminis f. sp. tritici CRL 75-36-700-3 is the source of this 721-nucleotide messenger RNA. RefSeq lists its product as uncharacterized. Bases 1 to 711 code for a protein of 236 amino acids. The transcript is spliced from 6 exons. NCBI's taxonomy places the organism in Eukaryota, Fungi, Basidiomycota, Pucciniomycetes, Pucciniales, Pucciniaceae. Gene Ontology annotation, molecular function: RNA binding; structural constituent of ribosome. The record is from RefSeq and is a predicted model, not a curated record. Gene Ontology annotation, cellular component: cytosolic small ribosomal subunit.